CUUCACAAAACUAUUUCAAAUUUUAUUCUCUUUCUGAUAAGCUUCAAUGGCUGCAUUAACCUCCGUUUCACUAUCAUUUCGUAUAUCUAACCUUCAAACUCGAACAAAUUACAGACAAUUGCCUAUUAUACGCGCAUCAUCCGCAUCAGCAUCAGCUAUUCCUUCUCAUGAAUCAUCAAGUGAAAGUACUGUACUAACAUCACCAGUAGUGCCCUUUGUUGAGCCCUCUAAGACCCCUCAAAAUAGACUUGUUAGAUUUGUUCAGAACACUGAGUCAACUGUCGAAAUGGCCAUAUUUGACUUCCGCUUUCUGGCGUUCUUUGCUAUUGGAGGUUCAUUGGCUGGUUCACUGCUCUGCUUCCUCAAUGGUUGUAUCUACAUUUUUGACGCUUACAAGGUUUAUUGGACGAGCUGUGUCAAAGGAAUUCACACAGGACAGAUGGUUCUGCGGUUGGUUGAAGCUAUAGAUGUUUAUCUUGCUGGGACCGUGAUGUUCAUAUUCGGGAUGGGCUUGUAUGGAUUGUUUAUCACUGAUUUCUCUGCUGAUGGGAGUCCAACUGCCGACCGUGCCCUCAAGCAUUCUUCCUUGUUUGGGAUGUUUGCUCUGAAGGAGAGGCCAAAAUGGAUGAAGAUCAGUUCGCUUGAUGAACUUAAAACCAAAGUUGGACAUGUAAUUGUUAUGAUCCUUCUAGUCAAGAUGUUCGAGAGGAGCAAGAUGGUCCCUAUAGCCACUGGUGCUGAUCUAUUGAGCUACUCCGUGUGUAUUUUCCUGUCCUCUGCUUCCUUGUAUAUUCUUCAUGCUCUGCACAAGUCAGAAUGAAUGUUGUCAUGUACCAUACUUGUGAUACAUGUAUAGCCAAGUUAUCAAACUUUUGAAGCUAGCAUUAAAAAAAAAUAUUCUGAAAACCUUGGAUUA
Molecule: messenger RNA, 916 nt
Organism: Solanum verrucosum
Lineage: Eukaryota; Viridiplantae; Streptophyta; Magnoliopsida; Solanales; Solanaceae
Exons: 5
Coding region: 47-820 (257 amino acids)
Source: RefSeq, a predicted model, not a curated record